Molecule: messenger RNA, 654 nt
Organism: Malurus melanocephalus (red-backed fairy wren)
Lineage: Eukaryota; Metazoa; Chordata; Aves; Passeriformes; Maluridae
Product: 3'-5' RNA helicase YTHDC2-like
Exons: 3
Molecular function (GO): nucleic acid binding
Source: RefSeq, a predicted model, not a curated record
ACGGCGCCGCGCCGGCCCGGCCCUGCAGCUUCCCUGGGGCUCUCCGCUAGCCCGGGGGCCGCUCCUGUGGUUCCCGGCUUGUGGCGGAGCCCCGGCGCUGUCGCGGAGCCAUGUCGCGGCCGAGGAACGUCCCCCCGCGACCGCCCGAUGGGGGCACAGGCGGCUCGGGCGCCCCCGCCGCGCCGGGCCGAGGCCGAGGCGGCAAAGGUCUGAGGGAUAUCCGUGUGGACGAGGAAGUGGAGAUCGCGGUGAAUCUGGCUCUGGAGCGGUUCCGCUACGGCGAGGACACGGAAAUGGAAUUUCCAUCUUCUUUCACUAGAACUGAAAGAAAGUUUGUUCACCGGCUCUGUCAGUCUCUUGGACUGAUAUCUAAAAGUAAAGGAAAAGGAGCUAAUCGAUACCUAACUGUAAGAAAAAAGAAUGGAUUGGAACUAACACAUGCAGUAAUGACUUGUGCCUUAACUCCUGGUACAAAACACAUUAUUCGUACUUUAAUUCGGAAUUUUCCCGUCACAAAUAAAGAACGAACAGAACUUCUGCCAAAGACAGAACGAGGAAAUGCCUCUGCCAUUGAAUCUGGUAUGUUCAGUGAUGUAUCUUGUGAUAUGGACUUGUCAGUCAAUGUACUUGAAAAAACAACCCCCACUGUCUUCU